Molecule: messenger RNA, 8705 nt
Organism: Trematomus bernacchii (emerald rockcod)
Lineage: Eukaryota; Metazoa; Chordata; Actinopteri; Perciformes; Nototheniidae
Gene: znf292b
Product: zinc finger protein 292b
Exons: 8
Coding region: 149-8008 (2619 amino acids)
Biological process (GO): regulation of transcription by RNA polymerase II
Cellular component (GO): nucleus
Molecular function (GO): DNA binding; DNA-binding transcription factor activity, RNA polymerase II-specific
Source: RefSeq, a predicted model, not a curated record
UUUCGAGGCGAGCCGCAGCUCGUCUCAAACAAGCCUUUUUUUUCGUUCAUGUUCUUAACUAAUCCGGAUGUGACCUCUCUAGUCAACAUUGCGUCACCACGUAAACGUAGCUACGCUCUAGUGCUACGCGCUGGAGCUGGGUGUGAAGAUGGCGGACGAGGAGGCCGAGCAGGACCAUAGUCCUGAGAAUUGUGUCAGUGAAACGAUUGGGGAACUCAGACAACGGUUGCAAGAACUGCAAGAAGUCGUGGUUAGAGACAGUGGAGAUUCCUCAACCCAAACCUCUUCUGAGUUUUGCCAAGAGUUUUGUACGACGCUGCUGGAGUGUGCAGGCCGCUGGAGGAUACAGGAGGAGCCUUUGGCCUUGGUGGAAGUGUACAUAGUCGCUCUGCACAGUUACGCACAAGCUUCUCCUUACCUCUCAUUGGAGUGUGGAAAUGUUCCUCUUGUGGUUGAGAAGCUCUCACUGAGUCUAUUAGAGCUUUUGCUCUCACUGAAGACAGAUGUUCCUGAUGUCUUAUGGAAAGAAUACAAGUCUUCUGUACAGUUUGCUUCCAGUAAGCUGCAGGAGAAUGGACUCCCCCAGCUGCCCCUGCUCUCUGCUCUGGGCCAGUAUGACGGAGUUUGGACCAACUGGACCCUGCAAGGCCUUCUGUCCAAAGAAAUCCUCCAGACUGAACAAGUUGAGGAGUUCUUGGUGCAGGAGGGGCCGGUGCUGUUGGAGAUGAGGGUGAAGCAGCUGAUUAAGGAUGCUGAGCUGGAGAAGGGUGCCCUGCUGGCACAGGCCUGCUCCGAGUGUCUAGCCUUCCAAGGGAGGGGAACUUUCAAGCAGAUGCACCUCGUCUGCCUCUGUGCUACCUCAGAACAGGAGAAGCUGAUGGAAGAGCUAUCAAAGGAGGAUUGCCGAGAUGCAUUAGAGAUGAUCUGCAACCUGGAGUCCGAUGGAGACGAGAGGGCGGCUCUCAGCCUGUGCUCGGCCUUCCUGACCCGCCAGCUUCUCCAAGGAGACACAGACUGUGCUUGGGAGCUCACUCUGUUUUGGAGCAAGCUGUUGAAGAGAUUGGAGCCGUCGGAGCAGGCCUUCCUCGACCGAUGUCGCCAGAUGUCCUUGCUUUCCAAAAAUGUUUUCCAUAUCCUGUUCCUUAUCAAGGUCAUACAAUCAGAGAUUGACAGCGUUGGACUUCCAGUGUGCAUCGAGAUGUGUAUAAGGGCUCUGCGAAUGGAAUCUGAUGAUGGGAACACCAAGGCCACUGUGUGUAAAACUAUUUCCUGCUUGCUUCCCACUGACCUGGAAGUGAAGCGAGCCUGCCAGCUGACGGAGUUCCUCCUGGAGCCAACAGUGGAUUCAUACUACGCCGUGGAGACUCUUUACAAUGAACCAGAUCAAAAGGUAGAUGAAGAGAAAAGGCCUGUUCCCAACUCUCUACGCUGCGAGCUCCUGCUAGUUUUCAAAACCCAGUGGCCUUUCGACCCGGAGUUCUGGGACUGGAAAACACUUAAGCGCCAUUGUCUAGCACUCAUGGGUGAAGAAGCUUCAAUUGUUUCAUCCAUAGACCUGCUAAAUGAACCCGAGGACCCCGAAGAAGAGGACGAUUUCAGUGAGGGGUUUACGAAUAUCCCGGACCACUUAGGCAGUGGCACCUAUGAACUGAAAGAUGUAAAAGACAAAAAACUAAAAAACAAAGAGAUGAAGAAACUGAGAGAAAAAGGGUUAAUCUCUGCCAGGUUCAGAAACUGGCAGGCGUAUAUGCAGUACUGUGUGCUGUGUGACAAAGAGUUUCUCGGCCACAGGAUCGUACGCCAUGCACAAACUCAUCUUAGCGGUGGAGUAUACAGCUGCCCAAUAUGUGCUCAAACCUUUACCUCAAAAGACACAUUGCUUCCCCACGUAACAUCCCAUGUCAAACAGUCAAGCAAGGAAAGGCUGACGGCCAUGAAAACAACCAAGCAACUGUCUGAUCCUAAAACAGCUGCCCCUGUUAUUGCAGCAUUACAGGCCAAGUCAGAAUACAAACCUCGUAAAAAUGGUGACUCCUCGGGGAAACAUUUGAGGUUGAAUGCUAAUGUCAGAGUGUCUAGGCCUUCCAUAGAGGGUGAUGAAAAUGUGUGCCCUGUUGGAAAAUGUAAACGGAGCUUCAAAUUUUUCAAAAACCUCAUUGCACAUGUUAGAGGUCAUGGGGACAAUGAGGAAGCUAUGAUUUUCCUCGAAAUGCAGAGCAAAAAGGUUGUUUGCCAGUACUGCCGCCGCCACUUUGUUAAUGUCACCCAUCUUAAUGACCAUUUACAAGUCCACUGUGGUGUGAAGCCUUACAUCUGUAUUCAGUUGAACUGCAGGGCAAGUUUUCUGUCCAACACUGAACUCUUUGUACACAGGAAAACACAUUCUGUUUUUAAGGCGCGAUGCAUGUUUCCAGAGUGUGGAAAGAUUUUCAAUGAGGCCUUCAAACUCUAUGACCACGAGGCACAGCAUUAUAAAAUGUUCACGUGUAAAUUUGCAGACUGUGGAAAGGUAUUCCAUUCCCAACAACAGCUGGAUUUGCACCACGGGGCCCAUGCCCCUCACAAAGAGGAAAGUACGUCUCCUGAUCACAUCUCACUGAAUACGCAGCGAGGCCCUUCGCUCAUUGAGCAAAUGCUUUCCAACAGCACUCCCAUUAAACAAGAGAAUUCCCAAGAAAACGGUAACUCGGAGAGCACGGUUGAUUCAAAUAAUGAAAGGCUGCCAGUUGCAAUUGAGAGUUUGAUGAAAUCUUCCGAAGUUCCUGCGCAAACCUUAGGACUAAACACUGUAAAACAAGAGCCCCAAAAUGUGCCAGUUUCAACCACCAGUUACACACAGAGUAUGAAUAAUUCUGUGAUUCAGCCUUUGAAUUCCCAAUUGUCUGAUCCUAAUGGACAUAGCCAUGGUUCAAGUGGCCAUUCUUUUGAUAGUAUGCGACCGCCCCAACAAAAUCAGCCGGUACCUCCAUUUAAAGCUAAUGUAAUCUUGCAAGCCCAGCUACAGCCCCAUGUGUUUCACAGUGCUGUAAAUACUGGUCUAACAGCCUUCAAAACUGGCGGCAACUUAACACUGCAGGUGCAGCAAGAGACAAUGUGUAGUAGCAACCUGUUAGGGCUGGCCAAAAAAUCCAUACAGCCAGCAAUGUCACAACCACUUCCUCCAACACUAGCCCCUCAGCCACUACAUGGGAACAGAUCGGAGAACUCUGUGACUUCCUCAACUAGCACAGGGCCCCCUCCAGGACAGAGAGAGCGCUUUCACUGUGCAUUUGAAACAUGUACAAGGAACUACAGCUCCCCCAAAAGUGUUGCCAAGCACAUGAAAGCGGUUCACUCGGAGUUCUAUGAGAAUUGGAAAAAAAAUCGAACUAAAAUCAAGACAACUUAUGCUGCGGCACCGAGCAAAUCAUCUGUUGGACAUCUCAGUUCAUUUGUGCCAGUUCAGAACCAGCAGGGCGACGGAGUACCAGAUGGUGGGGUUCACAGGCAGAACGUUAUCCGAUCACCUCCUUAUAUUAAUAUGGGUGCACGCUUAAACUGCACUACUUUACACUCCCAUCCCUCAACUGCCCAAUAUCAGAAUGCUUCACUCUUGAUGGAAAACGUUUUAAAUCCUAUUGUUGUCUCUCAGCUAAGAAGUGAUACAAAUCCAAUAACUGCACAGUCCCAGGUUCCAGUUAAUCAAAAUUGGAACUUAGUCCCUGGAACUAAACAAAUUCAAAACUGUGGCCCCUCCCAAGUCUAUCCAUCUAACAAACAUGUGAUCUCACAAGUCAAUUCUACCAGUGCUGCUCUGCCACGUAAUCUCCCAUCCUGCUCUAUAACUGGCUCCACCAUAAACAGACCAGCGCAGUCAAUGCAGUCACAACUAAUGGAAAAUGCGAAACAUUUCUCUGAACAAGCGGAAGACCUUAUUUUGCCACAUGCUUCACAAAUGCAAAGCAUCUCCGGUUCCAGGGCACCAGAACAAACUAAAUCAAUGCAAAACCAUCUGCAGUCUCAAUUUUCCUCUUUAGACAAUGCAAGCCAAAACCACAGUAACAACCAACCUCAAGCUACCGUCAUCUCUGAAAACAAUCCUGCAAAUCAAAAGAGACCCAAAAGAAGCAGCAGGACCAAAUGGCCAGCUAUUAUCAGAGAUGGAAAAUUUGUUUGUUGCAGGUGUUUUAGAGAAUUCAAUAGUCCAAAAUCUCUCGGAGGCCAUUUGUCCAAGCGUACAAUCUGCAAACCAUAUGACGAAUCAGAACUGAACACAGACCUGCCAUCAUCAUUUCUUGACUUUCUCAAUUCAGAGCAAGCGAUUAGGGCUGCUCAGCCACAGUCAUCUUCCAGUCCUGCUGCUGUUUAUCAGGAGAAGCAUGCUCUGUCAGCAGCACAUGUUUCAACAGCUGCAAAAGUCUACCCCGCCCGUAAAUAUUCAAAAAGUAAAUUGACAGAAUCUAAGAAUGGUGCGUCAAAUGAUGACAUUCUUAAGCAGAUCAAGACUGAACCCAAUAUGACGGAUCUUUUUGUGAACACACCUGCUUCCCAGUCAUUGUUUCAAAACUCUUGUGUGUCCUUUUCAGCUGGUGAGCGCUUGCCAGGGAGCUCAGUCAUACAGCACACAGAAAAUGUUGCGCUGAAGCAAGAGGACAACUUGUUUAAUACAGCCCAUUAUCCUCAGCCAAGUGCUGAUGCAUUUGCUGGAAGUGAAUUCCCCGACCAACUUUUCUCUCAAAUUCUCACAGAAAAUGCUGACAUAACCGUUCAGACACCAGAUUUUAACUCGCCGAUGAAAACGUUGUUACCUGAUAGUCAGCUCAGUCCAUCCACAAGCAGCAAGCAGGCUGGGACGCAAAGGAAGACAACUGAUCAAUAUAUUAAAAAGAGACUGCGGGAGCAGAUUUUAGCUGGUGACUUUCAACGUAGAAACACCUUAGGCCAUUCAAGCAACACUGACACGAAUGCCAACUCAAAGAGUCCCAUGACUUUUGUCCCAAUGUGCAAUCCUUCUGAUAAUUAUGGACUUGGUCAAAUGUUUUGCGAUGCAAAGAGUGACCAAGCUAGUCUAGGAGAGAUCAUGCUAGAGAACUGUACAAUCAUCCCAGGAACCGCUGAUGAAAUCAAACAACUACUGAACACGCAGAGCUUUACUGGUUUCAGAGAGUCCUCCACACAGCUGCAGGAGGUACUGAACCCCACAAGCGUCCUUGCAACUUAUGCAGAUCUUGACCCAACACCGUUAUCUGCUAGCCAGUACCAGCAGAUGACAGAAAUUCAGGGUGCAUUAGAAAAGCUCGACUUGGUCAGAGAAAGAUCUAAUCAGGUGUUGGCCCAAAUGAAACAAUAUAGCAAUAGUACAGUCAACACAGGAUCCCCAACGGUCUUUGUCAAGCCUUUUGCUUGUGAGGAUGAGACAUGCUCAUUUGGCUCAAUGUCAGGUGAUGCUCUUUGGAGACACCUCUCCAAAUGUCACAACUACACAAUGGAUAUGGUGAAUGUGGUUAAAAAAAGGUAUGGCCAAUAUGCUCCUUUCCAGUGCCAUACUUGUCCUAAGAGAUUUACUCGUAACUCAAACCUCCGUGCUCACUACCAAUCGGUUCACAAAUUAUCUCUUAAAGAAAUCACAGAUCUAGAUAUGUUGCGCAGAGAGGCCACUGUUCAGCAACGUGUUUCUCCAGCAGCUCAAACCACAAUGCCUACUCAUCCAGCAACUCCAACCACAAUGCCUACUCAUUCAUCAAGGAAGAAAAAACCACCGCUCUAUUCACUUAAAGAUUCUGUGAAACUCAAUACCCCAUUAAAGGCAUUUGUAUCACUAACUAACAUUAACGUAACUAAUCUUACAUUUGCAGAUGACAACCGGUCCACAGUCAUUCAACCCUUGCUAACUGCUCCCAUGCACAAUCAAGCAACGACUCUACCAGCGCAGGCUCAUACAUCUACGUCAGCAUUUCAGUCAGUACCAGAGCAGGCUCAUACAUCUACGUCAGCAUUUCAGUCAGUACCAGCGCAGGCUCAUACAUCUACGUCAGCAUUUCAGUCGGUACCAGCGCAGGCUCAUACAUCUACGUCAGCAUUUCAGUCGGUACCAGCGCAGGCUCAUACAUCUACGUCAGCAUUUCAGUCAGUACCAGCGCAGGCUCAUACAUCUACGUCAGCAUUUCAGUCAGUACCAGCAGGGAUGGCAGCACCACAGUUGUCAAAUGAUCCGCAAAGAAACUUGCCCAAGAUGCCCACUCAACGCUCACGUGGUCAACAAGGUAAAGCCCGUUUGCCCAAAGUAUCAACUCUUCUCACUCAGGCUUUAUCUGCCACGCCACAAGCUAAUGGGCCUCCAUCUGUCGACAAACUAUCUGCAGUCAACAGGCCGCCAACAGUCAAGACAACUAUAUACAGAACCAAGAAGACAAAAAAGAAAAAGCCCAAAUCCGCUGAUGCCAUGAGUCCGUACAGACCAUAUUGCUGCGUUCAUCAAGGUUGUGUGGCAGCCUUCACCAUCCAGCACAAUCUGAUCCUCCACUACAGGGCUGUUCACCAGUCUGCUUUGUCAUUAUUGGAGGUGAAUAAAGAGCAGGACCAGAGUGACCAACUGGAGGAUUUCAUGGAUUUUGAUGAUGAGAAGGAGGAGGAGGAGGAGGAGGAGGAGGAGGAGGAGCAGGAGCAGCCAGAGGCCGAGAUCCCACACAUUUCUGAAUUCAGAUGUCAAGUUAAAGACUGCUCCAGAGUUUUCCAAGAAGUUCCCCACCUUUUGCAGCAUUAUCUUCAGCUGCAUGAGUUCAGUCUCGACAAGGUUGGCAAUAUCUUGUCAAGCAUCAAGCUCGGCAAGUUUACUUGUAGCCACCAAGAAUGCACAGCAACAUUCACUGCUUUCUGGAAGUAUAUCGGACACGUCAAAGAACAGCAUAAAGAUAUGAAGUUGGCCAAACCUGAUCUUAAUGCCUCUUUCAAAUGUGAAGUUGAAGGCUGUGACCGUUCAUAUGCCACAAAGUCAAACCUGCUCAGACAUGUCAUGAAAAAGCAUAAUGACCUGUACCUGGAUCAACUCAAGGAUCAACAGAUAAAAGAAGACCAGAUGAAACAGAACUCUAAGACUCCAAGACUGCAUUACGAAAUGACCAAGACCAGUAAUGGGAAGGAAAACAUUGAGAGCAAUAAAAAGAUCCUCCAGAGGGGAAGUGAGACAAAGCGGGACAAGGCCAAAAGAAAUCACUGGACUAAAUAUGGAAACCCCUCCUUGAAAUCUAAAGUGGAAGCAUCUUCAAUGUGCACUAAUAGAUUUCCCCUACAAUACCCCUGUAUGAUUAAAGGUUGUGAUUCAGUCACGAGAUCAGAACGUAGCAUAUUAAAACAUUACAUGGGACACGGACUGUCAGAAAAGUAUCUGGAACAGCAAAGGAGUCACUUCAUAUUCUGCAAAAAGUUUCCCAGGCAGAAGUGCCACUCGAUCAGGAGUGAUGAUUCCAAAUCAGACAACACCUCUGACCUGUCGGACAUAGAGGGGACCUCAGACACCGGCCUGGGCGGAGGGGAAUAUGGAAGUUCAAAGCCUGUCCUACGCAAAAGGACCAUUGCAGACUCCCCUGUUACAUUGUUCAACACCAAAUUAUCAACUGAGGAAAGUUCUGAUGGCUCUGUGAUGCUCAAACGCAAACGAGGUCGCCCGCGUAAACUAGAAGGCAAAGCAGUGAAACGCAAGAAAAUUCCCCGCACAACCAAGACGGAGGUACUUUACAGCAGGGACGAUGAAUCAGACUCCUCUUGCCCCGCAGUAAUGCAGGACGAGAACGCUCCGCUGGCCUCUUUCAAACCGAUGGGCUUUGAAAUGUCUUUCCUAAAAUUCCUGGAACAGUCCAAAAAAAGUUCAGAGACAUGCAGAAAUACCUCCAGCACCUCUGUCAGGUUUAGAAAUCGGCAGUUUUUGAAAUCACUUAGUAAGGUCAAAAUAGUACUAGAUGGGGCCUUUUUAGGGGUCUCUGACCUUAUGUUGAAACAGCUGCAGGACAUGCGGCCCACAGUGGUAUUGUGAAAAAAUAGCUUACUUGUUUUGUUGUGGGUUUUGUAAAGCAGAAUCUCAGGACUAGAAUGAGUCAAAUCUGCUGCCCGACAUACUAGAUCUUUUUUACAAAUCCAAUAAAAAUAAGUUGUUUUUUAAUGAUAAUGUAUUAUCUGUAAAAUGUCUCUUUUUUUUUUUUUAAUGGAAAAGUAUAUAGCAUGUUUUUAUUUAUGGACUAGUAUGUGAAAAAGUUACCUGAAAUUCAAAUGAGAUCGACUUUUUGCUGUCUUAUUGAUCCCUGUGGGACUUCAGAAAAACAGACUCUGGACUGGAUUGUAUUGUUGUGUAGUUUGUGAUUUGGAGAUGUUGAUUGUGCGUUGGUUAUAUAGUCUGAGAUCACCCACUGCCACCAGCAGUCUUGUUAUUAAAUGAACAGUUUUAUACAACCAGUUUGAUUUGUUUGUUUUUUAAUCAUUUGCCAUUUUGUUUGAUACACUGCAGCUUUAGGGAUUCAUUUUGGAUAAUAAAUAACAAAUGGUUAUAUGGUAUCUCUACAAAAAAUGUUUUAGAUACUCAUCAGUAUUUUUAAAGUUAUUUGUGUUAGAAGUCGUUUGGAUAUUUGUUUUGCUUAGCUUGGCAAAGGGAUUGUGAACAAAACGACACGCCUCCCUACGUUGAAAUUCCAUGUAUCAACAUUGUCUAAAAUACUACACUAAAAAAUCUAAAAUAG